Priapulus caudatus is the source of this 1707-nucleotide messenger RNA. Its product is annotated as nucleotide exchange factor SIL1-like. The record is from RefSeq and is a predicted model, not a curated record. Bases 171 to 1571 code for a protein of 466 amino acids. The transcript is spliced from 10 exons. Lineage: Eukaryota; Metazoa; Priapulida; Priapulimorpha; Priapulimorphida; Priapulidae.
UCAGACUCAUGUAUACAUAAUACAAGUUGGACUCGAGUAUUUGUUUUUCGUAGGGUUUAAUGGUUUUACUAAGAAAUAUUUAAUAUUUUUAAGAAACAUACAAAAAUUUCACCUCCCCAGUUAGAGCUACAUUUACAAGUUACUACAACUACAACUUACAAGUCUUCAUUAUGUCGGUGUUUUGGUUGCUUGUUUCGUUCUGGUGGUGUAUGGGCGUAAACAAUCCUACUGUUAUAACUGUGUCAAUGGAUACACAAUCUAACCUCAACAAGCAAUCAAGUGCCUUGGCCAUAGUUGACAAAAAUGGUGGGAAUGAUAAUGAAGAGGAGGUGACGGUCUCUGAGGAGGAGGUCAUACAAAAUAUAAAUGAAUUUACUCCUACAAAUGAGUGGAAAACAAUUGAAGAAGGUCAGGUUAUUCCUGCUGGGCUGCAUGUGAGAAUUGACCUGCAGACAGGUAAAAAGGAAGCAAAGCUGAUUGACAAAAAUAAUGAUGAACCUCUUGAAACAACCAGUGGUCCGGCCAGUAUGUCCUUCACUCCAGAGGAGCUUAAGAUGGCACUAAAGAAUAUGAAGUUGUCCCAUGAUGAUGUCAAACAUGGAGAUGUACAUCGCACAAUGUCGCAUAGUGAAAAGGCGGCAGGCACCGCGUUUCGUUCAUACGCUGAGCUGAAGCGCACCCUUGGUGAGAUGAGCAUGAGAGAGGAGUCAGAUGCCACCGUGAUGGCUCGACUGCUAGCCGAAUAUGGAGCAUCACACGACACUGAGAAGCGCCGGAACAUUCUUGUUGACCUAGAGUACUACGUGCAUCAGAUCGACAAUGCACAGGAUUUUGUGAAGAUGGGAGGUUUGGCAGUUGUCAGAGAAGCACUGAACAGCAGCCAUAGUGAGCUGAGAGCAGAGGCAGCACACGUGCUGGGAUCUUCUCUGCAAAGCAAUCCGAAGGUUCAGGUCGCUGUGUUGGAAGCAGCAAUGCUGCAACCUCUUAUACACCGCCUCAAUGAAAUCCCAGCAGAUCUGACGGAGAGGCGACGUAUGCUCUAUGCCAUCUCCUGCCUUGUGCGUCACUUUCCACUCGCCCAGGAGAAAUUUGUUUCGUACGGUGGGAUUCAGGUACUUGUCGGCUUGUUUGAAAACUCCGGAGUACAUAAGCUACAAGUGAAAGCCGUGGAUUUGGUAUCAGAUCUUCUAGUAGAGAGGCAUGGGAUAUUAGAAGACACAGUUCCUCUUAAUAAUGAGCUGUUACAGCAAAGAUUGCAGCAGUAUAACAGUGUAAAUUUAGAGAAGGUACUACGUGAUCAACUCUGGUGCAACCGGGUGGUCAAGCUCCUAAUUACCGAUGAACAUGAUACGAGAGAGAGGGUUCUACAAGCCCUCAAACUUCUGUCUCAUGAUGUAUGCAUUCCAACGAGCGAUCAGGAUUUACUUGAGUUUCUGCAGACGAUGCAGAGCGAGUAUACCAGACUGGUGCAGGUAGAUGGUGCCGAUGAUUCCUACUUCUUACAUCUCCAUCAGUUGGCAAGCGAUGUGCUAGAAGUGCUGCGGCGGUCAGCUGUCAAAGACGAAUUGUGAUAAAUGUUUCAGAACCCAGAACGAAACUUUGGUAGCUUGUCUUUGUUUAAACAGCCAAAAAUUUCAUUUUGAUAGGUGAAAGCGACAUGUAAAUAAAUGUUAAUAAAGUUACCACUGUUACUCAUCAUUAUCUAAA